UCGUGUCUGCAGUAGAAACAGAGUAUCUCUACAGAAAGCUAAAAUAGAGAAACGUUUCUCUCUGCAAAAUCUUAUUCUGGGUCUUCUUUCUUCGUUUUUUUGUUUUUUUUGGUGAGUAUGGGGAGAAGAAGGAAUUCACCAGUGAAUGAAUUGUUUGGAUGGAUAAGAAAACAAUCAAUGAAAGUGAAGAUAUUCUUAGGAGUGAUUACUGCAAUAUUGUCAUUAGUUGGUUUGAAAUACUCGGUGAAAGAUCAUAACCAUUUCUUUGUUGCUUCUGAAGCUGUUCAUGCUGCUGGGAUUUUUGUUUUGGUUUAUAAACUCAUCACUAAAAAGACUUGUUCAGGUCUGUCAUUGAAGUCUCAAGAGCUCACGGCUCUGUUCCUUGCUGUAAGAUUUUACUGCAGUUUUGUCAUGGAGGGAGAUAUUCAUACGGUGCUUGAUUUCCUGACACUCGUUGCCACAGUUUGGGUCAUAUACAUGAUUAGAUUCAAAUUGAACUCUACCUACAUCGAGGAACUUGACAACUUUCCAAUGUACUAUUUGGUGAUUCCCUGUGCUAUCCUUUCCAUAUUCAUUCAUCCAAGUACUCAUCAUAAUGCCAUCAAUAGAAUGUGUUGGGCAUUCAGCGUCUUCUUGGAAUCUGUUUCUGUUCUGCCUCAGCUUCGUCUGAUGCAAAAUGCAAAGAUGGUUGAGCCAUUUACUGCACACUACGUUUUUGCUUUGGGUAUUGCAAGGUUUUUGGGUUGUGCUCAUUGGAUCAUCCAGGUUAUUGAGACUAGAGGGGCAUACUUAUUCGUCCGUACUGGAGUUCUUUGGAUACCAGUAGUUCUGGUUUCAGAAAUCGUUCAGACUUUUAUCUUGGCCGACUUUUGUUACUACUAUGUCAAGAGUGUUAUGGAAGGUCAACUACUGGUCAGACUUCCUUGUCCUGUCUAGAGGAAGUUCAAUCAUGUCAAAUGUAGACAUAUUGAGUAAUUUUAGUUUUAACUAACACUAGCUUUGAAGCUUAAUUUAAUUGCUUAGUUCAAUGAAACGCAACUUAUAAUCCCAGUUUUAUAGUUCAAAUUCUGAACAUAAUGUUGUGUUUUCUCUUUGCGGCUCUGCUUGUGUUCUAUUUGAGAGAUUUUUAAAUGGUGAUUAUGUGUAA
Papaver somniferum (opium poppy) is the source of this 1147-nucleotide messenger RNA. RefSeq names its product putative ER lumen protein-retaining receptor C28H8.4. The coding region runs from base 118 to 936 and encodes 272 amino acids. The transcript is spliced from 6 exons. Gene Ontology annotation, cellular component: membrane. The record is from RefSeq and is a predicted model, not a curated record. Gene Ontology annotation, biological process: protein retention in ER lumen. NCBI's taxonomy places the organism in Eukaryota, Viridiplantae, Streptophyta, Magnoliopsida, Ranunculales, Papaveraceae. Gene Ontology annotation, molecular function: ER lumen protein retrieval receptor activity.